Molecule: messenger RNA, 1782 nt
Organism: Apis cerana (Asiatic honeybee)
Lineage: Eukaryota; Metazoa; Arthropoda; Insecta; Hymenoptera; Apidae
Gene: SamDC
Product: S-adenosylmethionine decarboxylase
Biological process (GO): spermine biosynthetic process; spermidine biosynthetic process
Cellular component (GO): cytosol
Molecular function (GO): adenosylmethionine decarboxylase activity
Source: RefSeq, a predicted model, not a curated record
AAAUAUAUAUAAUAAAAUAUAAUUAAAAUAUAAUUAUUUAAUUAAAGUAAAAAAUAAUAUAUAAAUAUAUAUUAUAUGUAAUAAUAUAUAUUAUUAUUUUUUAUUUUAAUUUGCAUUUAUAUUUUAAUAAAUAAAAAUUUAUAUAUAAAUUAUUUAUUGAAAAUUAAAGAAUAAAUAUACUUUAAAUGGAAUCUAUUAAUGCGCAUGCACCAAAAGUAAUUUUCGAUUGGUAGAGCAAUGGAUACACGCAUCCAUGAUAGAGAUAGUAGUUAAAAAAGAACGUAACGCAAAGGAGUAGAAAAAGAUAGAAAACGCCAUCUUGCGCACGCAAAGAAGAGUGAGAGAGAUAGAAACCACCGCCAAUAUGAUUACUCGAUCACUUGUUCUCAGUAGUAAAGCAAAGUUGGGUGAGAGGGUCGGUUUGUCGUAUAUUUGGAGCGAAACACAAACUCAAGAAAGAAAUUUUUGUUUGUUUUCACAUAUAUCGUAAUUGUAAAUAAUAUUUUGUGCCACCAAAGAAUGGCAACUACCAAAGACGACAGCACCGAUAGCGUGCAAUUUUUUGAAGGAGUGGAGAAACUUCUUGAGAUUUGGUUCACAAGCAGCAGCAGCAUAAACAGAAAGCAGGGCGAUCUUAGGCAGAUUCCUCAAUGGAAGUGGCAAUCGUUACUAAAAAUCGUUCGUUGUGAGAUUAUCAGCAUUUGUCGUACUGAGCAUGUAGAUGCUUAUGUUCUCAGUGAAAGCAGCAUGUUCCUAUCAAAACGUAGACUUAUUUUGAAAACAUGUGGCACAACUACUCCUCUUCAAUGUUUGGAGCCUCUUUUGGAACUCAUAAAAGAAUAUACUGGCUUUGAAGAAGUGGAGAAUGUAUUUUAUUCGCGAAAAAAUUACAAGAAGCCAGAAUUGCAAAUAUCUCCGCAUCAAGCAUUUGAAGAAGAAGUUGGCUUACUCGAUACAUUUUUUCCAGGUGGAGAAGCCUAUUGUUUAGGUUCCGUAGAUUCAGAUUGUUGGUAUUUAUAUACUUUGAAUAAAGAGAAGUCUGUUGAUGAACCCUCAGAACCAGAUCAAACCCUAGAAAUCUUAAUGACUCAUUUAGAUCCAGAAAUAAUGGCUCUUUUCACUAGAGAUGUAUGCUCAUCUGCAGAUGAAGCAACUCAAAAAUCAGGAAUUGACAAACUUAUUCCAAAUAUGAUUAUUGAUGAUUUUUUAUUCGAACCUUGUGGAUAUUCAAUGAAUGGAGUAUCUAAAAAUGGAAAUUACAUGACUAUUCACAUCACACCAGAACCAGAGUUUUCAUAUGUCUCAUUUGAGAGUAACAUUCCAGAAGCAUCAUAUGAGGAAAUAAUACGACGUGUAUUGAACACUUUUAAACCAAAAAAAUUUGUUGUAACUGUCUUUGCUAACAAAGAAUCAAUAGCUGCUAGUUGUCCGCGUGAUUUAGAACAAACUGAUUUUCUAAAAUGUUCUGGUGAUUGGCUCCGUACAGAUGUACAAUAUUGUCGUUUCAAGAAUUAUGAUUUGACUUGUGCAUUUUAUUCAAGAUUCCCAAGCUGAGGGUUCAUGGACGCUUCAUUCGGACCUAAUGAAUCAGGAACAAAUGAAGCGCUUAUUAAUAAUUCUUCUUUUUCGCAAACUUCUUUUUCUUUUUUUAAUUCUAUAAAUGAAAAAAACAAAUUUAAUCAAUCUAUAAAACAUAUAUUAAAACCUACAAAUAUUUACAAAAAACAUAAUCUUGUAUCUACUCAAUAUAUAAAACAUAAUAAUGAAACAAAUCUUAAUGAA